Molecule: messenger RNA, 2220 nt
Organism: Klebsormidium nitens
Lineage: Eukaryota; Viridiplantae; Streptophyta; Klebsormidiophyceae; Klebsormidiales; Klebsormidiaceae
Source: the annotation of a GenBank genome assembly
CUGAUCACCACAAUACCGCCCGCGGCGCGCCGAAUGCGCGCUUCCAGCUUCCCUUAGGUAGAUGUUAGCGCGGCCUGCUUCUUUGAAUGCUGCGUUGAACUUGUGGCGGAGGCGCAAAACAUGGCCGGGAUGUAAUGAAGCUGAGAAAAGUGGACACUGGACUAAGACUUAUAUAGUGGCAUUUCUAAAAGUUAGAAAAGCCCUAUCGAGCAAUCGUGAGCUGCAACCAUUCUGUCCAACGCUAAUCUGAAGACACCACUGCAAGUUCAACCACAGACUGGACAGAAACUGAGCAGGGGAUGGCCUGGCGCCAUGCGGUCAUUCAUUUAUGCAUCACGCGACUUUCUGAGAGCCCUUGAUGCCCUGAACCAAGCCAAAGAGAAAGCAAAACGGCCUAUCAGGUUGUGCCUUGCCAUACUCUUUGCCCUGGAGGACAGCUUCGGAGGUACGAAAUAUGCUCGGCUAACAAGCAGUGACACUCGCUUAAUCAAGGAAUAUAAGAAGAGGAGCCAAAACCGAGGGACACAUUGAAUCAGGCCGAUAAAAUUCAACCAGGAGGCUUAUCAGUGGUUCGGUAAAGAAGGAAAGUCUGGCCUAUUUGGUGGUAGUCACGCACUGCAGCCUGGAUCAGAUCCUCUUCAGGUAGAUAUCCCCUGGUCAGUAGUAUUCCGAGCAGCUCCUCCCAAUCCGCCGAGGUUGCGAAUGAGAAGCAGAUAGACCCCAGCCUUGCAGUCAGCUUUUAGUGCCUGCGGGGCAGCGGCAUGCAAGCAGCAAGCGCGUGCGCAGUGGCGCCGUACAGGUCGCUUCUUCAGAAGGCUUUCCUGUGUCUGGUGGCGCUAGCAUGGGCGUUUGAGGGGGCGAGUGGCUGUGCUGUCAGCAGGCUGCUGGGCUCUGGUCAGGCAUCGGGCUUCCACACACUCGGCUCUAUUUUCGAGUGGCGCUCUCGCGGGGGCGCACUCCAGCUGGGGAAUCCAGGGAGCGGCAGCAGCGGCUGGCGCCUCGCCGACCCCUCGCCCCUCUGCCCCCUCCUCUCAACAGCCCUCUCAGCUAAGCCUCCGGAAUGUGUGGAUUCGACCAAGUCGCGGGAAACACGACAAUACACGGAGAAGACGCAGUGCGAAGCGGCGAAGUCAAAUGAAAGUUGCGCGUGGGAGAGCGACGGUCCUGGGGGGCAGUUUUUGGCUGCAGAUUGGCCCCCGCUGAAGUCAGUGAUCGUCCUGCCGGCCCCGCUGGAUCCGGUUUUGCAAACCGCGCUUUCUGCCAGAGUCAACCUCCGCUGCCCCGACGGUUCGAUAGGAGAACCCUCGAACGAAGAAAGAAAGCCGUCGCACAUUGGACUGUACUUCCACCGCACACCGGAUCUAGCUGAAACCUCGUACGAGGGGAGCGCAGAUGAAGGCAUAAGCGGAGCCGUCUCGGGGGAAUGGACGGUCGGGGGAAUGUCCCGGGAGCUACAGGGCUCGGGGGCGCAUCGCCAGUUGUUAACGAGACUGGUCCUUUCGCCGAGGCGGAGUUCGAGCGGGGGGCAAUCGGUGCGAUUCGUGGCUUUGGUGGAGGCGCUGCCGACCGGAGUGUAUGCGGACAAGUUUGAGGUUCGAAGGCUGGCGUCGGAUGGAGCCGCUUCCGUCGCCUCGAUUUUUGGCCCGGUGGACAUCGAGCGCCCCGCCCCAGAGUGCACCCAGUCGCUCGCCAUUGCUUACGCGCGCCCGGUGGAGCUGCCCGGGGGCGGCUUCGAGGCGACGUUCGUGCUUCCUCUGCACUCACGCUAUCCGGCUGUCGCCCCUAUUCAGUAUAACGGAGCUGGAUCACAAUCAAGUCCCCAGUUCACUGCGGUUGAUAUUGGGCCCCCUCUCUACGUCCUCUGGACAGAGGGCCAGGGGCUUUCCACCGAGGAGGACCUGCGGAUGCACACCGAAUGGCGACGUGCCACGUGGCAGGGGAUCACGGACAGAGAUACCGUGGUUCAAUGGCGGGUCCCCAACGGAAAAGCGGAGCAUGCAGAUAUAGUGCGGGUCGGUACGGUGUUGGUGUGCUUAGCUGGCACCGUGUACUUGCUGUCAGUUGUUAUGUUGAAGAAGCGAGAACCACGAAUCGUAGGGUAACUCCAGUUACAUAGCGCCGAUCCGUUACCUGUCGCGUGUUCCUGAUCAUCAUGUACCUCGCAGUGUCCUACUUACAAGCAUUAAGCAGUGUAGCUUUGUGCACGUCUCAUGUCAUGCA